UCACAUCGGAAGCUGUGAAUCGGAUGCCAACUUCAGCGUCGUUUGUGUUCUUCCUUCCAGGAACGACCACAGGCAGCACUUUUCCGUGGGGUACAGCGACCUAAACGGAGAAAAGACAAACGGCGAAGACAUUUGGAUCUUCAAACUAGAUGAUCACUGAAUCCGUCCUGGUUCAACUUAAAGGUAUGCAAGGGACUGGGCCCCAACAAAAACACCCUGAAAAAAACAUUUCAACUUACUAUAUCGUGCUGCUGUGAUGAACCCAUAAACCCAAAAGCAUGUUUGUUUGUUUUUUCUUUAACUGGAGAACUAUUUUCAGAUUUGACUGAGUAUCUUUCUUAUGGAGUUUGAGGAACAUUCUUUAAUUUUACACUCAAAUUUUGAAUAUUUCAAUCGGUCAUCAGCCUGUCAUUUCAUUUUUAUGAAUCCCUAUUUUCUUCUGCAACAGCCGCACAAUUUCAAGAGAAGAGGACAUUUUGAACAAGCAUUUCAUUUCAUUUUUACAAAACCCAAUCGUCUUGUCUGAACUCAAUAAGAGGUUGAACAAUCAAUUUACUUUUGGGUUGGGAAGACGAUUACUCAAAGUGUCGUGUUUGUAUUUUUUUUCCUAGCAAUUGCAACACAUAAAAUUUGACCACUGUAAACCACUUACAUAAAAAAGUUGUACUGCAAAAGUUUCUCUCAAAAUUAUAGCGGAAGCUUAAUGUCAUGGAGGAAUUUUUUUUUUUUUUUUGUUAAAUGUCAUAAUUCAAAUACACCAGCAGUACUUGUAGUUAACGUAUGCCUCGUUUCCACUGUGUGUUAUAGCAUGGGUUGGUGCAUGGACUCUUGUCCUCCAGACAAUGGUGUGUUGUGUGAGGCCUGCAGCUCUACCUUACCAUACCAUCAUCCUAUGAACCUAGAAAUGAAGGGGGCCAGGAAUGGUAUGGUUCUGGUUGGUUGUAAGGUCCAGUUUUAUAAUGGAAAUGGACAACGUACCACACCAACCCGCAUUAUACCGCUCAGUGGAAACGGGUCAUUAAUAGACAACCAAUUCUUUUUGCAUUUUCAUAACAAGCUAAUUUACUUAUUUGAAAGUAAAUGCUCAAGAUCAGAUUAAUGAAAAACUCUAUUCAGUUUUGUAUUUGAUAAAAUAAUGUGAGCAUUUAAUAAUUUUGGUUUGACCUUAAUUGGUCUGCCAAUCAAAGCAGGUUAAAUUAUUAGAAUUUUGAUGAAAGUCUAAUGGUGGUGCUUUAAUAUUUUUGGCAUUCAUGACCCGUUAAAGAUUUGCUUUAAUCUGCUGUCCCACAAUUGCGUUUAUUUUUUUUUGUCCGUGUUCAGAAAAAGCAAAGUUCUCUAAUGUUUCUGGAGAGCUUUUGCGUAUUUCUUUUAGGCAGAUUCUUUUUGAAGUCGGUCUCUUCAGCGAUUUAAUUGAAGACUUGCGUUGUUCGACCCGCAUUUGUCGUUCACUAGUUUUCACCACCAGCUUGUCGGCCACGUUUCAAUGCAAGUGCUGUUUCAUUUUAGUUGGCGCAAAAGAAACAAAAUGCAAAAAAAAAAAAAAAAAAAAUUUAUUUGAAAACUGCCAUGAACUUACUGCAUAAAUGUUCAUUUAAAAAUUCUUCUAAACUUUGAAACUAUCCGCAUUUCAGUUUGCUUUGUUGUGAAUUUGAUCUUCAAUUUUUCAUCCACAAAACCCAUUUUGUUAUGGAACUUGAUCUCUCUUCUUACUCACUGACAUGUUUCAGGAUUGACGACAGUUUAAAGACAAUUGUUUGCAAUCAAACCGAACCUGUUCGAGCUUUUGAGGCGCACGAAGACAGAAAAGGAUAAACCUCAAGAUCUAGGCAUGUCUCGCAGAAGAAGCCGCAGCCCAUCACCAGGGCGAUAUUCACGCACCUGCAGCAGUAACGAUCCAAGGGAUUUGGAGAGAAGGAUUUUUGUUGGGAAUUUGCCAACUUCUGACAUGACAAACAAGGAUUUGGAAGACCUUUUCUCUCCAUACGGGAAGAUAGUCGGCGUGUCCUUGUUUCGAGGUUAUGGAUUUGUUCAAUUUGAGCGCCUUGAGGAGGCUGAAGCUGCAAGAGCAGCUCAAAAGGGCCGAAUAUAUAAAGGGUACAAACUAGAUGUAAAUAUGGCAGUGGAGCGACGGCAAGCUAAACCUCUAUCCCAGCAGAGCCCUCCUCGAAGGCCCAUCUAUGGAAAGGAGGGCCGGCCUCGCUCGCGUUCACCUAUUUAUGGCCGUGACGCAAGAGAACCUCGGGAGAGCCGUGAGGGAAGAGACUCUGCUAGGGAACCCCGGCCAGGUAGCCACUCUCGUGACCCUGAUUUCCGGUACCGCUCGGGGAGCAGAGACAAGGAGGCCAGGGGCGAACCUCGGGACCCUGCUUACAGCAGAGAAGAUUAUGACCGAUACUACCGCAGCGGCAGUGGGAUAGAGGACUAUUACAGGAGAAAGGAUGAACCCUACAGAGACCCGUACUUGGAUCCCUGGAAUGGACGUCGUGAGCCUGGAGUAGAAGAUCGCGCUCGACCAGAAGAGCGCCGUCGGAAUGAACUGUAUCGACAGUACUACGAAGAACUCCAGCGGCGCUACGACGCAGACCGCCCUGUUGACUGCUCUGUGAUUGUUGUAAACAAGGCGCAGAAUAGGGAGUAUGCAGAGACAGUCGGGCGAAAGGUCCGUGACUUGGGAAUGGUUGUGGAUCUGAUCUUCCUGAACACGGAAGUUUCUCUCACCCAGGCUCUGGAGGACGUAGGCAGAGCCCGAACUCCCUUCGCCAUCAUCAUCACUCAGCAGCAUCAGGUGCACCGAUCUUGCACUGUCAACAUCCUGUUUGGUACACCUCAAGAACAUCGAAACAUGCCAAUGCAAGAUGCAAUGUUGCUGGUAGCCCACAACUAUGACACCUACAAAGUGGAAAACCGAGAAAAAGAACGGGAGGAAAUCGCGAGAAAGGCUGCCAAGAUGGCGGAUGAUGUGUUACUCCGGGAGCCUGACAGAGAGAGCCAUCCCAUUUCAGUGCUCACCAGCAUCACGCUGCUGGCGGAGAACAGGUUUUUAACCCCAGAGGAACUGGACAGCCUCAUUGCAUACAUGAAGGAUAAAAGAACUCGUCUUGUAAGAACCUCUGAAGAUCCUCUGGCAGCUCCUGCAGUGCAGCAUCGUGAUGUGGUACCAUCAGCUGCAGGACUCACUCCAUCUACACUCAGCAUCGCCCAGCCAAGUCACCUGUCGACCAGUUCCAGCGCCUCGGCAAACCCGAGUCACCAGCAGGAGCUGCAGGCUAAAAUCCUCAGUCUGUUUAAUAGCGGCUCCACCCCCUUAUCAGGAUCCACUGCCGUUUCCCAGGGCGCCCCUCAGUCACACUCCUACGGCUCACUCGGUCCCUCACCCUCCCAAAAUCCAUCCCGUUCACCAAUGCCAGGCAUGGCUUCAGGUGGAUCCCAGGGUUAUGGCAUGUCAAUGUCCCGCUUACCCCCUGCGUCUACCGCUCAGAGACCCCCCGCUGCCACUUCAGGUAUCAAUUUUGACAACCCAAGCGUCCAGAAAGCUCUGGACACACUCAUUCAGAGUGGGCCGUCUCUGAACAACCUGGUGGGCCCUGGGUCUGCUCCGCCGAUGCCCCAGAGGUCAGCUCCCAAUAUGGGGCAGGGUCCCCCCCCAAUGUCCAUGUAUCCUCGCCAUUAUUGAGACAAACGAGCGAUUAGAAGCCUUUACUGCAACUGUUUCUGUGAUAGGUUUGUGUUAGAAGACCCUGGAGAUGUUUUGUAAACGUUUUGAUUUUCUCCUCAAUUUUGUGCAGUUGAAAUUUGGAAGGUUUCCCUGAAUUACAUAAUGGUUUGUCUUUUCAGUUUGCCUGAAAUGUUUUACAGAAUCUUUUAACGUGUGUAACGAACAAUAGAGCUAUGAAGUAUGUUUUGCUUUGUGAUAGAAAUGGUUUGUUUUCAGCCCUGAGCUUGUUUUAUAGUUUUCCAUUGUGCUGGUCAAUCUGUAGUUUUGUUUUUAUUGUCAAAACAACACGAUUAAAAACUGCAAACACACAUUCUGUAGUAAAAUGAUAUUGGUUUAUUGCAUUUUGUGCUGACAAAUCUAUAAAAUGGAACAGGUAUCGCCAGAAGCUAGAGAGAUAAGCAUUUGAAAUAUGGAUAAAACAGCUUUUUCUUUUUUUAUUUUAAAUGUACCAUGAGUCACAAUAGAGAAUAAUACAUCUUUUUUUUUUUAGUUUAGAAUAUUUAACUUACACUGACACAGAAAUUAAACACCUCAACACUAACUAUCUGAUUUUAUUUACAUGUAGUCCCUUCCCACCCAUGCCCAUUGACCACUCCUGCCCCCAGCAGUUACAAGUGCACGUGUACACACAUACACACCCCCACAGAACUGAAAGGAACACACUACAGCGUUACCAUUAGACUGAGGAGGGUGUUGAGGAAAAUCAUGAACAAGUCAAAUUUUAUAUCUGUGAAACUAAACAGGUUUUGCGUGUAUGCCGAUUGAAAACAAAUUCACAUCCAUUUUUCGUUUUCCAAGCAUCCAUACAAAAUAUUGUCAAGUCUGGAUAGUGACAAGGUUCCUGUUGAGGAGAAUCAAAGAAACAAAUAAAAUCCUUAAAACUUUCAGAUACUAAAGGUCUGAAUGUUUUGGGAAAUGUGCAUGUCAUGGUAAUUGUAAUCAGUCUAAGGUAGGGCUGGCAUAGAUAAUGGAAGCAGUUUGGGCCGUCUUCAAAAACAUAGGCACAACCUAACUGCAAAGUGCCUGUACUGAAAGCUAAUGCUGCGUUCCAGCUUUACUCGUAACUCGGAAAUUUUGACUUCCCAGUCAGAAACAUCAACUGGAACUCUGGAUUUCCCACUGGGAAUCUGGGAACUACUCCAACUAUCCCUGGUUACAAAUUAUAAGGCGAACCUCGCAUCAACAGUACUAAGAUGGUUGAAACAGGUUAAGACAUGGAUUUAACAAUGUGUCUAAAAUCAGUGUCACAUGUGGUGCCUGCAACUCUAAACUGAAUAAAUUAAAAGUGAUGCUUGCUUAUGGGAAGUAAAUCUUGAAAUGAUGUUU
Poecilia latipinna (sailfin molly) is the source of this 5041-nucleotide messenger RNA. It is a transcript of the gene ncoa5, whose product is annotated as nuclear receptor coactivator 5. Lineage: Eukaryota; Metazoa; Chordata; Actinopteri; Cyprinodontiformes; Poeciliidae. Gene Ontology annotation, cellular component: nucleoplasm. The coding region runs from base 1829 to 3673 and encodes 614 amino acids. Gene Ontology annotation, molecular function: RNA binding. The record is from RefSeq and is a predicted model, not a curated record. Gene Ontology annotation, biological process: regulation of signal transduction. The transcript is spliced from 11 exons.